This is a messenger RNA of Exophiala bonariae, 1404 nucleotides long. RefSeq lists its product as uncharacterized. The transcript is spliced from 2 exons. Lineage: Eukaryota; Fungi; Ascomycota; Eurotiomycetes; Chaetothyriales; Herpotrichiellaceae. The coding region runs from base 1 to 1404 and encodes 467 amino acids. The record is from RefSeq and is a predicted model, not a curated record.
AUGUCUGGAGUCGAGGUCCCAGCUUUUCUAAUCGGAGUGGCAGGUCUCUUCGGCUCAUGUGUGGAUGCGUUUGCCUAUUUUAAACUUGCCCAGCGCGCGGACAGAGAGGUUGAAGUCGUGUUGCUCAAAUUGGAUAUCGAAAAAACAAGGCUCUUAAUCUGGGGUGAUCAGGUUGGUAUGUUCUCAGCAAGCCACCAAGACCACAGGCUUCUCGACAAGCGUGUGGUCGGACUCAUUCAACGGAUCCUAUCCCAGAUCGAGAGUCUCCUGACAGACUCGGAAAAGUUGCGAGCCUCGUAUGGAGUGCGAAACCCGGACUCUUCAUUGGAUAAGGCUGUCGAUUAUGUGAGUUCGAAGAGCCUUGCCGUGUUUCGAACAUCUGCGAGUCGAUUUUGGACCAGGAACGCAUCAAAAUUGGCCACAAAGACCACAGGAAAGCUCCUGAGGACAAAGUGGGCGAUAUACGAGCGGGAGAAGUUUCAGUCGCUAAUCAAUGACCUGAGCGACUUCAUCGACAAUCUCUUCGAGCUAUUCAAGGUCGCUCGAGAGGUUCAAGAUAGGGUCAUUAUCGAAGAUAUCGAAUCGAUCCUCGAUAUAGCGCAUUUAGACAUCAUCGAAGAAGCUACAGAGGACUCAUAUCGGAGAUACUCGCAGGCAGCCGCCUCUGUACGGGCAUUGACAGAGGCUGGAACGGUCGAUCGCAGAACUGUGGAAGAGCAUCUGAGAGAUGUAGAAGAUGCUACAUGGUCGAAUCACUCCACCGGUAGACAGUCAUUCCAGAAGGAAGACUCGGGUAUAGGCCUGAGGAGCAUUCUUGAGUGGGUUCAGCAAUGGGAGUCUCAUGCACGUUAUUCGAACUAUAACGCUCUCGUCAACCAUUUGGAUAUCGUUUGGCUAGACCGCCGACUCGAUUGUCUUGACUACGAACAACCGUACGAUUGCAAGGAGACAGCAGAUGGAAGCAAGAGAGUUCUUAUUCUUGGCGAAGCUGACUACCUCACUUCUUUGAUGCAGAAAGCCCCUGGCCGUAUCGCCAGGGCGACAGAAAUAUGGACUUUCGACCAUAGGGGCCCGACACGCACUUACAGCGGUCGGUUCUUCGAACACUCUUUCGGUAACCAGUCACCUCCUCAAGCGCGGAUACAGCUAGCUACCUCAAAGAUAGAGGUGGAGAUGUCAGCCGCGAGGAAGUCUUCCGAUCCUCUUUCAUCAGGAGGUAAACGGCGAAGACUAGAGACCGGUUGGGUGGCAAACGGUGGAGGUGAGGGUGAAGACAAGGACGAGGACGAUGACCAAGACCAGGACCAGGACCAGAGUAAGAACGAUAAGGACGACGAAGACGAUGGUGGAGAAGAAGAUGAGGAUGAGGAUAUGGGGAACCAAAGCCACGAUUCCAAGAGUUAG